Micromonas commoda is the source of this 3573-nucleotide messenger RNA. RefSeq lists its product with no specific name. NCBI's taxonomy places the organism in Eukaryota, Viridiplantae, Chlorophyta, Mamiellophyceae, Mamiellales, Mamiellaceae. Gene Ontology annotation, molecular function: L-ascorbic acid binding; iron ion binding; oxidoreductase activity, acting on paired donors, with incorporation or reduction of molecular oxygen. Bases 1 to 3573 code for a protein of 1190 amino acids. The record is from RefSeq and is a predicted model, not a curated record. The transcript has a single exon.
AUGGAGGCGCGCGGCGUCGGGGCGCUCGACGCCUCCGCAGCCUCCAAGCUUCGAGACGCGCUCCUGCUCGCGGCGGCGGAGGUACACGCCGACGCCGGGGUCGUGUUGGCGACGUCCCCCGACGCCUCUAGCGCGCUUCAACACGCGUGGCUUCGGGCGUGUCCCAUCGUCGACGGCGCCGACCUGGAGACGCACGUCGCGGUUGCGCUCUUCUGGGGCCUACACAGGGACGAGCGUCGUGCGGCGUCGGCGACGGCGGGAGGCUACGAUGCGGCUGAACGACGCGACGAUGCGGUGGGACGUGACGGCGCGCGCGCCAAGGACGUCGCCGUGACGUCCUCGUUCGGCACCGUCCGUCGGCUCACCGCCCUCGAGCUCGCCGCCGCCGUGUGCGAUGCCAUCUCCCCCGACGCGAGGAAGUCGACGCUGGUGGACGCUCGGCCGGCUCCCGGAGACAGCGGCGUGAUCCACAUAACCACGCGCGCGCAUUACGAGGCGCGGCGCGGCGCCGGGCAGCUGAGAUGCUCCACGUGCGGCAGGUUCGUCGCCGGGGAUCGCGCGCUGUGGUGGCACCAGAAGACCAGACACGGCGUGCACCACUCAGAAGCCGUGGACGCCGUGGAGGAUGAGCUGCGCGCGCUGUCCACGACGGUGGUCGGAUCGGCGCCCAGCGCGGGAUUCGAACCCUCGACGCUCGGAUCCGCCACGGACGCGUCGACGCCACCCGGGAGGACAGCGCGGAGCGCCGACGACCUCGCCGCCGGUCUCGCGGGCGGCGGCGAAGCUCUGGACGCGCUCAUAGCCUCCGGGAAGGUCGAGGCCUUACCCGAUCCCGGGCUGGAGGCGGCGCGGCGCGGGGACGUGGACGCGCUUCGACGUCUCGUUAAAGACGAGGGGUGGGACGCGAACGCCGCGGUGGACAGGCACGGGAGCGGCGCGCUCCUGUGGGCCGCGGGGGCUGGCCGCCUCGACGCUGUUAAGUUUUUGGUCGAGGAGGCGGGCACGGACCCGGCGACGACGUCGCAGGCUGGGAGGAGGGCGUACGCGGGCCGGACCGCGCUGCACUGGGCAGCGCGUAACGGCCACGUCCACGUCAUGGAGUACCUGGUGAUCAGCCGGGGCGUGGACGUCGACGCGAGAACCGCGGAGGGCACCACCGCGUUUGCGUGGGCGUGUUGGCGCGGGCGCGUCGACGCGAUGCGCUGGCUCGUGGAAAAAGGCGAGUGUCGAUUCGGGGCGGUGAAUACGUUCGGAUGCAACGCGGCGAUGUGGGUGGUGCAGGGCGGGGCGGGUCUGGACGCGUGCCGGUACGUUCGCUCGUUGGGUGUGACGUUUCGUCUCCUAAACGCCAACGGUCACUCGGCGGUGCACAAGGCGGCGCAGCGGGGCAGGCGGGACGUGUGCGCGUGGCUCCUCGGCCGCGGCGGCGACGACGACGGCGGCGGCGGCGACGACGGCGGCGGCGGCGGCGACGCGGACGCCAUCGUCGAGAGCGACGCGCCCGAGUCGGACGCGGAGGCUGCGUGGGCGAGGGCCCUCGUCGGUUCCGCGCACCUAGCGCCGGACAACGAGGGGUUCACCCCGGCGGAUCACGCCAGACUGGCGGGUGACGCGCGACUCGCGACGUGGCUGCGCGCGAGGCAACGCGAGGCGUCCGCGCGAGAGUGCACUCGAUUCAUCCGGAACGACGGACGGAACGACGAGACGCUCGCGGCCGUUGCAGAUGAAUGUCGUGGGAACGACUCGGUGGAUCGUCGAGUCCGUGACGCGUCCGGAGUGGAGACGACCUACCCUCCGGCUACGUUUUACGGCGCCGCCGCGGUGGGCGACGUUCACCUCCUCGACGAGAUACUGGACACCGACCCUUACCACGUCAACCAGGACAACGGAACCGGCGCGCCUCUGCACUUCGCGGUGACGUACGGGCGCGUGGACGCGGUGCGCGAGCUGCUCGCCGGCGGAACGCGCGCGGCGGUGAACGUCAACCAGCGGAGCAAAGCCGGAGGUUUCGGUCUGACGCCGCUGCACCUCGCGGCGACGCUCUUCCGCAAGAGACGCGUCGCGGCGGCGGCGCGCGCGGAUCUCGCCGCCGCGGAGGCUGAGCUCGCGUCCGAGGCGUCCGUCGAUCUCACCGGCGCGAAGGAGGAGGUCAUCAAGGCCUUUACGAAGGAGGAGGUCAAGGCGGCGAAAGCCGCGGAGAAGGCUGCGAGGAAGGCUGCGCACCAGCGAGCCGCCGCCGCGCGAAAGGUUCUCGCCACGCACGGCUGUGGGGCCGAGGAGGCGAGGCGAAUGUACCGACUGCUGCUUCAGUCCGGCGCGGACCCGCGCGCCGUCGCGACCGUGCCCGGCCCCGGCGGCUCCACCGUCCGCGUCGUCCCCGCGGACCUGGCCGGAGACGACGACGACGCCGCGGCCGAGAUCGCCGCUCUCGAGUCGGAGGCGACGGAGUCGGUUCCGGAGCCGUUUCCGAGGGUGGACGCGGGCGACUGGAGCGCGGACCUGGCCAGGCCCGUCGCGCGUUCGAACGCGGCGUACGACGUGGACUCUUCACUGGAGUCGCGCCGGAGUACGAACGACGACGCGGCCGCGGAGGUUGGAGCCGAUAACCGCGUCUCCGAGGUUAACGCGGCCGUCGUCGACCCGCGAGACUCGGAUCAGGUCGAGGCGCUCUUCUUGAACGCCGCCCUCGAGGCUGGUUCGGCUUUUGGGGAGGUUCCCGCGCGCGUGGACGUGCCGGGGGUUCCCGGCGCGUUCUUGCUCAGACGCGUGAUGGGCGCCAAAGCGUGCGCGGCGCUCGUGGACGUCGUGGAAUCGAUGCAGCCGACGAGAGUUGGGGACAUGAUGGCGCGACAUGACAGCGCGGGCGAGGGGCGAGGAGAGAAGAUGGCGCCGAGGCGGGAGAGCGCCGCCGAGAGGGUCCUCAGGGUCGGCGACAACGUGGAGCUGUUCGACCUCCUCGUCACCGACCCGCUCGCGCUGGUUCCCGCGACGGACGGCCUGGACGGCGAGACGUUCGUGCCCGUGGAGCCCGUGCGCUGGGAGGUGAGCCCGGCCGCGCUCGCGGCGGUGGCUGAGAGGUGCCGGCCGAGCCUCCCCAAGGCUGUGGAGGGAUCCGGCGAGCCCCUCGCGAGGGCCGGUUCGGAGUUUGCCACAUCCCUGCGGUGCUACCGUUACCUUCCGGGCACCGCGUCCUUGCCGCACUACGACAAAUCCACGACGGACGCCGAGACCGGUGCGUUCAGCGCGUACACCGUGGUCGUGUACCUGAACGGCGACGAGCACGGCGGCGGGGUCACGAGCUUCUUCGAGCCCGUGCGUUCAAAGGCGGUGGACGCGGAUGACUUGACGCGAGCGAGCAGAUCCAGCAAGCGGGGCCUGACCUGGGCGGUGGGCGGCGGGACCGCGCCGCUGUAUAAAAUCGUCGCGAGGGUCAAGGGGGGGACGGGUGAUGCGCUGUUCUUUCCUCACGGCGGCAGGGUAGCGGGGCGGAAUCCGCUGCACGAGGGGUCGCCGGUCACCGGGAAAAUCCCCAAGUACAUCUUGCGAACGGACCUCAUGUUCGGGCGCGAUUAG